AUGGAAAACUUUAGGCUGAAGGACCUGCCUGACUCUAUAAGGACAACAAAUCCAAACAGUUUUAUGGUAGAAUUUUCCUUUGAAGUGGCAGAUAAUAUCCAUAGAGCCUCUGCUAUUGUUUUAAAUACUUCUGAUGAACUUGAGAGUGGUGUAUUCAGUGCUCUCUCCACUAUGUUGCCUUUUGUUUACCGCAUUGGCCCUUUCCUUUCAUUUUUAAAAUCAAAGUCCACAGAGCCGCUUGGCAUCUUUAGGUUCCAAUCUUUGGAAGGAAGAUACAGAGUGCCGACAAGCUGUAGAUAUAUUUGGAGUGAAUGGGGCAUUGGGAUUGAAAUUGAUACCAAUGUAAAGAGAGAAGAGGUGGAGAAACUGGUCAAUGAAUUGAUGAUGAUGGUAAGGAAAGGAAAGGGGAUGAGGCUCAAGGCCAUGGAGUUGAAGAACAAGGCAGAGGAGGACACCAGACCGGGUGGUCGUUCAUACAUCAACUUGGACAGAGUGAUUAAUGAAGUGUUGCUUAAGAUAAAAUAA
Molecule: messenger RNA, 525 nt
Organism: Glycine soja
Lineage: Eukaryota; Viridiplantae; Streptophyta; Magnoliopsida; Fabales; Fabaceae
Product: 7-deoxyloganetin glucosyltransferase-like
Exons: 2
Coding region: 1-525 (174 amino acids)
Source: RefSeq, a predicted model, not a curated record